AUGACUGUCAUGAUUGGAGAAAUUAACAAGAUUAAUGUGAGGAUGAACACGUUUAUCAUCAUAUGCAGCUGCCUUUGCCUGGCUUUCACUGGAGCCUCAGAAAUAGAGCGGAAGCUCCAUCGGAAGAUAUUUGAGAACUACAAUUUGAAAGUCAGACCAGCACGAUACUGGGAGGAGAAGGUGAUGGUCCGUGUGGGGAUGACUCUCUCCCAGCUAGUCAGCUUGAACGAGAAAAACGGCGAGAUGACAACCAACGUUUUCAUGAAUAUGGCAUGGACAGACUACAGGUUGUCAUGGAACCCAGAGGAAUAUGACAACAUUGAUGUUUUGAGGAUACCUCCCAACAAGGUGUGGCGUCCUGACAUCUUCCUCAUAAAUAAUAAUGACGGUCAGUUUGAUGUGGCUCUGUAUGUCAACGUCUUGGUUUACAGUGAUGGGACGGUCAACUGGCUCCCUCCAGCCAUCUACCGCAGCUCCUGCUCUAUAGAGGUACAGGCUUUUCCAUUUGACUGGCAGAACUGCAGCAUGGUUUUCCGCUCAUAUACCUAUGAUGCCUCUGAGGUGGAACUGCAGUUUUAUCUGGAUGAGGAAGGCAAAGAGAUCCAGGAGAUUGUUAUAGAUGAGAACGCUUUCACUGAGAAUGGGGAGUGGGCCAUCUGUCACAAACCUUCAAGGAAGAACAUUAAGGAGGACCUGUAUGAGGACAUCACUUUUUACCUCAUCAUAGAGAGGAAGCCUCUUUUCUACAUCAUCAACAUCAUCGUGCCCUGCAUCCUCACCAGUGUUUUGGCUAUAUUUGUCUUCUAUCUGCCUCCUGGAGCAGGUCAGGAGAAGAUGACUCUCUCCAUUUCUGUCCUCAUCGCUUUGACUGUCUUCAUGCUCUUGCUGGCUGACAGGGUUCCCGAAACUUCCCUUGCCAUACCCAUGAUUGUCAAUUAUGUCAUGUUCACCAUGAUCCUGGUCACCUUCUCUGUCAUCCUGAGUGUGGUUGUCCUCAACCUGCACCACCGAACGCCCAGUACACACAUCAUGCCACACUGGGUUCGGAAGGCCUUUAUUCACUUCCUGCCCAAGUAUAUUGGCAUGGAAAGGCCCAACCCAGAGGAACCUCUGUUGAAAGAGAGGAAGACACGCCCUCCAGCUGUGCAAGCGUGUGAGAGCACAGUGCAGCUCCAGAGGCUCCCGGACACUGAUGGCUACUGUCUGAUCCUCCCUCCCAACCUGAAGUCAGCCAUCGCCGCUGUGACAUACAUGGCUGAGCAGCUGAAGAAGCAGGACACGGACGACACGAUGACAGGAGAUUGGCAGUUCAUCGCCCUGGUGGUGGAUCGUCUCUUCCUGUGGUUAUUUGUUAUCAUCACCACUCUGGGAACCCUGGCCAUGUUCUUGGAUGCCAGUUUAAACUAUACACCCAACGAACCCUUCCCAUAG
This is a messenger RNA of Scomber scombrus (Atlantic mackerel), 1431 nucleotides long. It is a transcript of the gene chrnb1l, whose product is annotated as cholinergic receptor, nicotinic, beta 1 (muscle) like. The transcript has 12 exons. Gene Ontology annotation, cellular component: postsynaptic membrane; synapse; neuron projection. Gene Ontology annotation, molecular function: acetylcholine-gated monoatomic cation-selective channel activity; transmembrane signaling receptor activity. The record is from RefSeq and is a predicted model, not a curated record. Gene Ontology annotation, biological process: signal transduction; chemical synaptic transmission; regulation of membrane potential. The coding region runs from base 1 to 1431 and encodes 476 amino acids. NCBI's taxonomy places the organism in Eukaryota, Metazoa, Chordata, Actinopteri, Scombriformes, Scombridae.